UUUCUUGAUUGUGUCAUGAUCUUACUGGUUCUCUUUCGUUUACUUUCCUGUCCCCAGACUUGCUCAAUCUUAUCUCUUCGAUCGCCUUGAGCACACAAUCUCCUGAUCAAGUAUAGUGCACUCAUUUCACUAUAUAGUACUACAAAAACCAUUUCUGAAAAUUCUAUGAUUCCUGAAGCAUACCUCAUCACAUGUGGAAUGUAGAGUUAUACUAAUCCCAAUGAUCAUGCAAUCUAAAAUCUCUCCUAGCCCUUUGUCCAGUCCCAUCUGAGCAGCUGGCUUCCUCUGUUAAUUUAGAUAACCAGUCAAACCGUCGUAAAGCGCUUGCAAAGGUACAUUCCCAAAAAGAUAAUUCUUCGAUUGAAGUAAGUGAGCUUUCCAAGUUUACCUGCAAGUGAUGGUCAAACUCUGUUUCAAAGGAAUUGAAUUCUUCGUGAGUCUCCACGGGAAAAUCUGGGAAGUAUAAGGAGCAUUUAUUUCCCAAAUUUUCCACCACAACGUACUCUUGAUGAUUUGCACGACCUUUGAUUUUCUUCUUGACCCCUCCAGUUCCCUGGAUUCAACAUCUUGUACAUAACUUGCAAAUCAACAUGCCAUAUCUCGCAACAUUUGCAAAUUUGAUUUUACUAUAAUAAUCACUAACUUUCCAAAAAUAGUCACACGGUAUUCGCGUCAUCACUUCAGAGUUAGAUAUUAUCCAAUUCGCAAUCUUCGCUUCGCUAUUCACUAUUCUUGGCUUUUCUCCUUCCAAACACUUACGUUCUCCCUCCAAAUUUUCUCUUCUUCCUUAUGCCUUUCUCCUCGCAAAUUUCCCUCCCAAAUUCCCGAACGCUAAUUCGGUGAAAUUCCGCAACCAACAUUUCCCUUUCCCCUCUCCCAUUCACUUCCACCCUCAAAUCACAAAUUCAAAUCGCAUUUGCAGCAUCAAAAUUAUUCAAAAUGACGAGCAUAUACAUAGCACGUCACAGAAACGAAGCUGAGGUUUACCAUGGCGAAGCCAUCUGCAAGAAGAAAGCGAGCGAACUGCUCGGGGAAUUCUGCCUCCCGUCAGGCUUGCUUCCCUUGGACGACAUCGUAGAGGUGGGGCACAACCGCAUCACGGGGUUCGUGUGGCUGAAGCAGAAGCGAAAGAAGGAGCAUCGGUUCCAACGCAUCGGACGUGUCGUUUCCUACGAACCGGAGGUGACGGCGUUCGCGGAGGAGCACCGAAUGCGGCGGGUGACCGGAGUGAAGACGAAGGAGCUGUUCAUCUGGAUCACGAUCGCCGACAUCUCCGUCGACAAUGACGAUGCCGGUAAGAUCACGUUCGCCAAUCCCUCUGGCUUAUCAAAGACGUUUUCUGUUUCAGCUUUCGACGGCGAGGCGGACGAGAGGGAAGGAAAGAAAUAGGACGGUGCUCCAUGCUAGCUUAAGAGGUAGUCAAAGGAUACAAAUGCUUAUUAAGAAAAAUGAAAACGUAACUAAUGAGUAAAUUAGGAGUUAAUGAAAAAUUGAAAGAGAAAAAGUUGAAAUGGAUUUGAGGUAUCUGAGGUAUAUUUUUUGCUUGUAA
This is a messenger RNA of Prosopis cineraria, 1549 nucleotides long. RefSeq lists its product as uncharacterized. Bases 940 to 1389 code for a protein of 149 amino acids. The transcript has a single exon. The record is from RefSeq and is a predicted model, not a curated record. NCBI's taxonomy places the organism in Eukaryota, Viridiplantae, Streptophyta, Magnoliopsida, Fabales, Fabaceae.